AUGUAAAACACUUUAUUGGACUUUAAUUAAGACGACCAAAAUAUCAAAAAAAUCAUAGAUAAGGAUAUAAAUAAUAAGACUUAAUUAGUGUUCAAUAUCGAUAAAUAUAAUUCACAAUUCCAAGUGUUGACACAGGAUUGUUUGUAAGAAUGUGAAAGAACCAGUUCAUAAAAAGGAGCUAAAGAGAUGGUUGAAUUUAAGGCAUAGGUUAUUAGUCACGAAAAAGUAAUUGAAGCUGUUAGAUCUGCAAAUUUUGUUGAAAUUCAAAAUGUGAAUCAAAGAUUCAAAAGACUUUUCAAAGAAAUAUUAGACAAUAUCUCCAGUCAAUUAGGUAAUGUAUAUAAAUAGGAGUAUCUGAAAUUAUGGCUGGAGUGUAAGAAUUCCAAGGGUAUCUUACAUGAUAAGGAAUAAAGACUUAAGAGUUCGGAGUAAACCAUACAAAUUUAAGAAUAAGAAAUUAUUAAACUAAGAACUCAUUAUACAUCAUAGACUACAUUUAUACAAUUGAAUAAAAAGCUUGAAGAAACUAUUAAUAAUUUAGAAAAGGAAAACAAUCACUUAAAAGAAAGUCUACAAAACUAGAUUAAAAUUAAUAGUGAUCUUAAACUGAAUUUAGAGGAACUAAAUAAAAAGUAUGUUAAAUUGUAAUAAUCCUUUGAAGAAGUUAAAUCAAAUUAUGAAAAAGAAAUAAACUAAUUAAAAUUAUAAGAAAUAAAUAUUAUUAAAGCAAAUAAAGAUUUAAUUGAAUUAACCAAUUAAUUAUCAAGCUAAGUCGACAAGUAUAAGGAUCUUUAUGAAAUAUAAAACUAAAAAAACUUUGACCUUAAUGAUCAAGUUAAGUAUUGGAAAUCAACUCAUUUUCAAAGACUAGUUGAUUUACAAUAAUCAGAACAAAGAAUAGGAUCAUAAAAAGGAUAUCUCUUUAAAUAUCGAAGGGAAGUUCAAGAUUUAAAAAGAUUCAAACUGUAAAAUGAGGAAGUCUAGAAAGAAUUAUCAAAUGCAAGGUAAACAGUAUUUAUUCUGAAUUAAUAAACUGAAUAAUUGAGAUUAAAUUAUGAGAGUGCAAAAACAGAAAAUUUAAAAAUCUAAAUUGAAAAACCAGAUAAUCUAAAUCAAAUAUGUAUCAAGAAUUCAUUAUCGACUAAAAAAGCAAAUAAUGAUUCAAAUUCAUUUCAUGACUCUCCAAAAAAAACAAAAUUUGAUUUUGGGUAUAUGAAGAAGUCUGUUUAAUAAUAGACUCCAAAAGAUGAAUUAACAUAAUUGAUAAUAAAUAAUUCAAAACUUCCAAUUCAACUAAAAUAAAAAAAUAGAAGUGCUAGUGCGAAAAAGAAUAUUUAAUUAGAAACAGAUCUAUCUAAAAAUAACAUAGCUUUGACUGAAUUUGAUUAAAUCACCCCUUUUCUUGACAAUAACUUGCAAUAAUUUACUUUUAGUCAGGCCUAAAGAAUUCCUUAAAAUUUGAAAAAAAGAAUAAGAAGAAUAAAUACUGAAGGAUGA
This is a messenger RNA of Paramecium tetraurelia, 1497 nucleotides long. RefSeq lists its product as uncharacterized. Lineage: Eukaryota; Ciliophora; Oligohymenophorea; Peniculida; Parameciidae. The transcript is spliced from 2 exons. The record is from RefSeq and is a predicted model, not a curated record.